ACGUCUCUUCUCUCUCUCUCUCUCUCUCUCUCUCUCUCUCUCUCUCUCUGCAUCUUCCCAUUCGCAACGAACCAAAGCACGUUCACUCCAUCUUCCACACCUCUCAAUUUUCCGUUUCCUUUCUCCAUAAAUCCGCGCUUCCUGUCUCUCUCUCUAUCCCUUCGCCUUCGCCUUCGCCGGACGGAGUUUUCCGAUGGGCGCUUCUCUCAACGACGAACUCUCCCUCGCUCCGGUUCACGACUUCAACUCCUCCUUCCAAGACCUCCGCUGCUUCAAGCACGUCCAUGACAACGUCCACGGCAACAUUUACCUCGAUCCGCUCUCUCUGAAGUUUAUUGAUACCGAGCAGUUUCAGAGGCUUCGUGAAUUGAAACAGCUUGGUGCGUCGCAUAUGGUAUAUCCAGGAGCUGUACAUUCUAGGUUUGAACACUCGUUAGGGGUGUAUUGGCUUGCUGGAGAAGCUAUUCAAAAGCUUAAGAAUUAUCAAGGAGCAGAGCUUGAUAUUGACCACUGUGAUAUCCAAACAGUGAAGCUUGCUGGCCUUCUGCAUGAUGUGGGCCAUGGGCCUUUUAGUCACCUGUUUGAACGCGAGUUCAUCCCCCAGGUUUUCAGUGACUAUGAAUGGUCCCAUGAACUUAUGUCAGUUAAGAUGGUUGACUAUAUGGUUGAUGAGCACCACAUUGAUAUUGAUUCUGGAAUGAUAAAAAGAGUUAAGGAGAUGAUACUAUCUAGUUCUGAAUUUACUCGGCCAAAGGGUUCAAGGGCGAAGGGUUUCCUGUACGACAUUGUUGCAAAUGGAAGAAAUGGAAUUGAUGUGGACAAGUUUGAUUAUAUUGUUCGUGAUUGUCGAGCUUGUGGUCUAGGAUGCAAUUUUCAGUUUCAGAGGUUGAUGGAGACUAUGCGGGUUAUUGAUGAUGAAAUUUGCUAUAAGGCUAAGGACUAUCUUACUGUUCACAAGUUGUUUGCUACUCGGGCUGAUUUGUAUCGAACAGUCUAUAUGCAUCCAAAAGUUAAGGUACGUACGGCCAUUGAGCUUAUGCUAGUUGAUGCUCUGUUGAAGGCAAAUGAUUACCUUGAAAUUUCAUCCCACAUCCAUGAUCCAUCCCAGUACUGGAAGUUAGAUGAUACUAUAGUUAAAACAAUCGAGACAGCUCCAGACCAAGAACUAAAAGAAUCGAGAGAUUUGAUUUUGCGUAUCCGAAGAAGAAAUCUCUACCAGUUUUGUAAUGAAUAUGCCGUCCCAAAAGACAAACUGGAAAAUUUCAAGGAUGUAACUGCCAAAGAUAUUGUUUGUUCUCAGAAAAAUGGUGGAGUGCUGCUGCAAGAGGAGGAUGUUGCUGUCAGCAAUGUUAGGAUUGACUUGACACGUGGUAGAAAUAAUCCUCUUGACAGGAUAUAUUUUUUCAAGGAUUAUGAAAGCGACGAGAAAUUCAAGAUCUCUGAUGAUCGCAUAAGCCAUUUACUGCCAACAUCAUAUCAAGAUAUGAUAGUAAGGGUGUACUCCAAGAAACCUGAACUGGUAGAAGCCAUCUCAGAAGCAUUUGAAAACUUUCAGUUGAAAAUGUAUGGGAUUAAAACACAAGUUCAUGCAACACCGGAGAAGAAGAAACGUCGCAUUUGAUAUCACUUGUCAGGAUUUCUUAUAUUCUUUCGCAAAAUAAGACUACUACUACUAUAACAUCACACAGACUUACGAUUAUAUAGGUUCGUGAUUUUGACAUUUCCUCCUAGAAACUAGAUUCAUGAGGAAUUGUACAUGAUAUCCCUUACUGAUUUGGAGCUGGUUUAGCUGGAGGAUCCUGCCACGAAAAAGUUUUUGGUCAGCUAGUUUUUUUGUCAACCUUUUGGGACAAAUGCUGAAGAUCUUGAGUCUGCGGAAUACCCAAUCUCGCCCGGCAGCUUUUAGUUUGCGAAUGGUUAUCUUUGACAAGUUUUUAUUUGCAUACUUGUCUUGUUGAAUUCAGUAUUGUACAUCUUACUAUACUCUGACUUGUUUGUAAUGUCACAUACGUUCCUAUAUAAAGUCAUGUCAAUAUAGAACAAUAUUAGCCUUAUACACAA
Messenger RNA from Momordica charantia (bitter melon), 2061 nucleotides. RefSeq lists its product as uncharacterized. Gene Ontology annotation, molecular function: dGTPase activity. Gene Ontology annotation, cellular component: nucleus. The record is from RefSeq and is a predicted model, not a curated record. Lineage: Eukaryota; Viridiplantae; Streptophyta; Magnoliopsida; Cucurbitales; Cucurbitaceae. Gene Ontology annotation, biological process: dGTP catabolic process.